CUGGCAGGGCCCAGAGAGAGGGAAAGGGCUCCACAAACCGGCUGGCUGUUUGCAGCGCUCCUCUUUCCACUUCAGGGUUUGACCUCUUGACUGGGUAAGGCAACCGAAGCCUUCCCCCUCGACCUGACCACCUGUUUCCUGCUUUCCAUUACAGAGCUCUGUCUGCAUCCAGCUGCUUGCUCCCUUCUGACCGGGUCCUGCCACAGUGACAGCAUGGCGGCUGCAAGAGCUGAAGCAAAGGAACAUGAAAACUCUCACAACAACUGCCUCAUCCGACUUGCAAAUCCACAUGUAGCAGCAAUGAAGGAAGAUAUUCUCUAUCAUUUCAAUCUCAGCACUAGCACUUGUGAUUUCCCAGCUAAGUUUGGAGAUGUGAAGUUUGUGUGUGUUGGUGGGAGCCCCACCCGGAUGAAGAAAUUUAUCAGAUACAUUGCCGUAGAGCUGGGCCUUGACCAUCCAGGAGAAGAGUACCCCAAUAUCUGUGUAGGCACUGAUCGCUUCGCCAUGUACAAAGUUGGACCCGUGCUGUCUGUGAGUCACGGGAUGGGUGUUCCUUCCAUUGCAAUCAUGUUGCAUGAGCUCAUCAAGUUGCUGUACCAUGCCAAGUGUUCCAACGUCAGCGUCAUCCGUAUCGGCACUUCUGGUGGAAUAGGUCUGGAGCCUGGCUCGGUGGUCAUCACCCAGCAGGCAGUGGAUGCCUGCUUCAAGCCAGAGUUUGAGCAGAUUGUCCUGGGGAAGCGGGUUGUUCGAAACACGGACAUGGAUGAGCAGUUGGUGCAGGAAUUGAUGCAGUGUUCUGCAGACCUGAAGGAAUUCCCCACAGUGGUGGGGAAAACCAUAUGUUCCUUGGACUUCUAUGAGGGGCAAGGCCGUCUGGACGGUGCCAUCUGUUUCUAUACGGAGAAGGACAAGCAGGCCUAUCUACAAGCGGCCCAGGCUGCAGGCGUCCGGAACAUCGAGAUGGAAUCUUCAGUUUUUGCCUCCAUGUGCAGAACAUGUGGUCUCCGAGCGGCUGUGGUGUGUGUCACCUAUCUGGACCGCCUGAAAGGGGACCAGAUCACCAGCCCCCACGAGGUGCUUGCUGAGUACGAGCAGAGGCCACAGAGACUGGUGAGCCACUUCAUCAAGAAAAGUCUGGGAAAGGUCUAAGGUCCUUCCCUUCCCCUCGAAGCACAAGCUCCUGCAAUUAUUGGACAAUAAAACCAUUGUCCAAAAUCCUCUUCUAACUUGGAGUACGCUUUACAUAAGGAUUAGGGAAUUGGACUGCAAUUAGGAGGUAAGGAAUCAUGGAUUAACUACACACAGAUUUUAUUAAAAUUUUGUAACAGCAUUUUUAAAGAUGUUUUCCUGCUUUGGAGUUUCCCCCCACCCCCAUUCUCAUGAAUGUUUGAGUUCUUUCUGGGGAAAAUUUUUAGACUUGUUAAAGUUUUUUUAUAAUUGUAGAUGGACAGAAUGUCUUUAUUUCAUUUGUUAUUUUUUAUGUGGUGCUGAAGAUUGAACCCCAUGCCUCCCGCAUGCUAGGCAAGUGCUUUGCCACUGAGCUACAGCUACAGCCCCUCUGACGUAUUUUUAAACUUCAGUUCAGUUGUCUCUUUAUACCUCAUACCAAAAUCCAUGGAUGCUCAAGUGCCUUAUAUAAAAUGGUGUAGCAUUUGCCUAUAACCUGCGCAAACCUUCCAUAUACUUUAAAUCAUCUCUAGGUUACUUACAUUUACUACAAUAUAAAUGCUAUGUAAAAGUUAUAUUGUGUUGCUUAGGAAGUAAUACUAGAAAAGCAUUUUCAUUACAAUUUUUUUUCCUGAAUUAUUUUCAGUUCUUUGUUGGUUGAAUCCUGGGGUACAGAAGCAGGGAUAUGGGGGAUUGACUGCUCACCACUUGUAAGGAUAGACUACUGAAAACCAAAGAGCAGGUGCAAGGGGUUGAGAAAUAAAUGCAUAUAUACAUGUGUACAGAUGAAGUUUCCAAGUUCUAUUUAGGCAGAUUUCUGGAAGCUUCUACAUUGGCCUGGGCUGUGUCUGCUCCAGUGAAGGCUGAUGCCCUCAACUUCCUACCCCCAGCACAAGCUCAGGAGCUAGAUUUACAUCCUUUGUUCUUAGGCCACCCUCAUGUGCUCCCCUGUCUUCCAAUUCCUAAGUGCCCCCAGAUUUCAACUUGAUAUCACAAUGCCCUUUGGGUGCAGAACAAUGUGGCCAGAAAACCAGGUAAUGUCCAUGUGGUGGCCCCCUGCAGUCUCAAAUCACACUGACCCAUUCUACUAUGUAGCUCCUGCCACCUGCUGUCUGGGCUAGAUUCCAGUGUCCUAUAGAUGGCCCUUAUUCCUUUGUAUUUCACCAGCCACCCUGGGCUGGGCUGAGGAUGCAGAUGGGGUAGAAAUACCCCAAUACUUAGGGGACCUGCAGGCUAGUCUUUUCACACCUCAGUCCAUGCAGGUGUAGCCAGAGGUCCCCUUGCCCACCUUCCACCACUUCCUGAGAGACUAUCUUUGAUAAAGCAGAAAAAAAAAUCUAAAAAAACAA
Molecule: messenger RNA, 2516 nt
Organism: Ictidomys tridecemlineatus (thirteen-lined ground squirrel)
Lineage: Eukaryota; Metazoa; Chordata; Mammalia; Rodentia; Sciuridae
Source: RefSeq, a predicted model, not a curated record